UUAUUCAUUGACGAACGUGUAAAUCAAAAUGUUGCAAUUAACCUGAAACUUAAUGCUCCUUUAUUAUAUGAAUUUAUUUUAGGCAACCGGUUUUAUUUUACCACUUCCUAAAGAUGGCUGUGGUCUGGGCCGGCCCGAUCCCGACCCUGACAAUGAAAAAGCCCGGCCUGGGCACGAAAAAAGCCCGGUCUGACACGAGCACGAAGUCGUGGGCGGUCUUGGGCCACAAUUUUUUUUUGAAAUAGCGUGACAAGGCAUGACACGAGUCGACCCGACACGACAAAUCACGCUAAAUUUAGAAAAUUUUGACUUAGGCACGAGCACGACAGCCUGUGGACUUGGGCCGAGUCUGGACCCUGUUUGAACCUUUUAGCCCGGCCCACAGCCAUCUUUACCACUUCCCCAACGCCGGCCCACUUUAAGCAGUUGAUAGUUGAAGUCUUUCCCCUCAAAUUCCCGCCUUUCUCACCCACAAAACAAACAUCUAACAUUCAAACAUCCUUAAAAUUUAGAGCAACAAAAAUCAAAUUUCUGAUGAUCAACCACAUAAUCUCAAACUCCAGAUUCCUCACUCACCUUCCAAAUCCUCUCUCCAUAAUCACCCCAUCAUUUCUCCACACUCGUUCUCUCUCCCCUUACAAACCAAAACCCAGCAACUGGAACACUAAUCACUCCUUCGUAAGAUCAAAUCCAAUUCUAUCUCUCCUCGAAAAAUGCAAUUCCAUGGCGCAAUUGUUUCAAAUUCAAGCUCAAAUGAUCACUUCUGGGCUCAUCUUAGACGGGCUUGCUUCAAGUCGAUUAAUUGCAUUUUGUGCGAUCUCUGAAGCUGGUGAUCUUGAUUAUUGUGAGAAAAUUUUGAAAUUUGUUGAUAACCCUAAAGUUUUUUCAUGGAAUAUUGCAAUUAAGGGUUAUUCAGAGAGUUUAAUUCCGAUUAAAUCUGUUGUGUUGUAUAAAGAAAUGUUGAAAAUUGGUGAGUGUCGUCCUGAUAAUUAUACUUAUCCUUUGGUUUUUAAGGUUUGUGCUCGUUUGUUGUUGAAUUAUACUGGUUAUGGGAUUCUUGGGCAUGUUUUGAAAUUGGGAUUGGAUUCGGAUGUGUUUGUGCAUAAUGGAGUUAUUCAUAUGUUGGUAUCCUGUGGUCAUUUGGAAGAUGCACGCAAUGUGUUCGAUGAAAGUUGUGUGAGAGAUUUGGUUACUUGGAAUUCUUUGAUCAAUGGCUAUGUACAUUGUGGGAAGGCUAGGGAAGCUUUGAACCUUUAUGAGGAAAUGAGGGAGGAGGGAGUAAGGCCAGAUGAGGUAACAAUGAUUGGUAUGGUUGCGUCAUGUGCACAAAUGGAGGAUUUGAGUCGAGGGUUGGAGUUUCAUCGUCUUAUUGGUGAUUGUGGACUGGUUAUGACCGUCCCACUUUGUAACGCGUUGAUGGAUAUGUAUGUUAAAUGUGGUGAUCUUAACUCUGCAAAGGAGAUAUUUGACAAUUUGAGGAAGAAAACCAUGGUUUCUUGGACAACAAUGGUAGUGGGGUAUGCUAAAUUUGGAUUCUUGAAUGAGGCUAGAAAGCUGUUUGACAAGAUGCCUGAGAAAGAUGUGGUGCCGUGGAAUGCCAUGAUUGGUGCAUAUGUUCAAGCAAAGUGUAGUAAAGAAGCUUUGAUUCUAUUUCAUGAAAUGCAGAGUUCAAGUGUUACACCUGAUGAGAUUACUAUGGUUAACUGUUUAUCUGCUUGUUCCCAUUUAGGAGCACUUGAUUUUGGGAUAUGGAUUCACCGCUACAUCAAUAAGAAGAAUCUUUCUUUGAAGAAUGUUUCAUUGGGUACAGCUCUUGUUGAUAUGUAUGCCAAAUGUGGUAACUUUGAGAAGGCGGUUGAAGUUUUCCAUGAAAUGCCGUUGAAGAACUCAUUGACAUGGACUGCUAUCAUUGGAGGGUUAGCCCUUCAUGGAAAUGCAAAUGAUGCUUUAUCAUACUUUUCAAAAAUGGUUGAUGAUGUUGGAUUGGUACCAGAUGAGAUCACAUUCCUUGGAGUUUUAGCUGCUUGUUGUCAUGGAGGAUUGGUUGAAAAGGGUCGUAAGUAUUUUACUGAAAUGACCUCCAAAUAUAAUCUAACUCCAAAUGUUAAACACUACUCUUCCAUGGUGGACUUACUUGGAAGAGCAGGAAAAUUAGAAGAUGCAGAAACACUUAUAAAGAGUAUGCCUAUGGAACCAGAUGCUGUUGUUUGGGGUGCUUUGUUCUUUGCUUGCCGUACUCACGGAAAUGUGAUAAUGGGUGAAAAAGCUGCUCUGAAACUUCUUGAGUUGGAUCCUGGUGAUGGUGGAAUAUAUGUUUUGUUGGCAAAUAUGUAUGGGGAUGCAGAAAUGUGGGAUAAGGCUAGGAAAGUGAGGAAGAUGAUGAAGGAAAGAAGAGUCGAUAAGACUCCUGGUUGUAGCUCAAUUGAAAUCAAUGGAGUAGUCCAUGAGUUCACUAUAAGAGACAAGACACAUGCUCAAUCUAAAGAGAUAUUUGAAUGUCUUGUUCAGCUGACUAAACAACUCGAGUUGCUUGAAACUGUUUCGAGUAUCAGCACAUAAAGAUGGUUAUGGGCCGACCCGGCUCAAAAAAGCACGACCUCUACCGGGCACGAAAAAAGCACAGCCCGACACGAGCAUGAAGUCGUGGGUUGGGCAUAGGCCGCAUUUUUUUGAAAAAAGCACGACAAGGCACGGCACGACCCGGCACGACAGAGCAACGCUAAAUUUAGUAACAUUAGGCUUAUGCACGACGGUCAGACCCGAUGCGGAACGACAACCCGUGGGCCUGGGCCAUGUCUUGAACUUUUCAGCCCGACCGGCACGAUGCAGAGUGGGCCUGUUUAGGCCCACGCCCAUGGGCUCGGCCCGAAGCCCACCCAUCUUUAUCAGCACAUCAUGGACAACAGUUUUUGUGUAGCAUUUAUGUUAGACAAUUUUUUUGGAGUUACUUGAAGGAUUGUGAUUUAGCAACCUGAAACAUUUGAAGGAAGAUGGUUAGAGACAUUCAACUGAAUGGAAAAGGCUGUUUUCUUCUUGGUAUGCAUAGUUCAUGACAAUAGUGUACUCAAAUUUAAGUACUCCUUACACAUUGCAGAGUUUCUGGAUUUCAAGAACAUCAGCUUGUGAAUGGCAGUAAUACAAAAAGUCCACAAAAUUGCUUAACUUUCAGACUUCUGUCAAAAUUUUCAUCAUCUAUAUGCAAAUUACUCAAGUUUAUGCAAAGUGAGCUCUAUACUGUGUUUAGCUACUCAUGCAGCCCGUUUAAUGCUGACCCGGUCCGACCCUAACUCGGCCCGUUUAACAGUUUCAGUUACAGAUUUGAGCAUUCAAAAGAAAAGUGCCCAGUUGAAGACAUAGAAGUUUGAUUUCAGAGGAUGUUCUGACAAUGGGUUACAACUUCUAGACAAAGAUUGAUUUUCCUUAUAAUAAUUUGGACAACUGAAGCUGUCUCUCAUGCCCUUGAUCUGGGAGGAUUGCGCGGAAUUUUCUAUCUUGGAUAAACCUGCAGUUUUCAGGUGAUUUUUCGAAUGUUGUAAAUUGAGGUGUGAUAUGCAUUAUUGAGCAAUCUGUAAAUUUGUCGAAACACCUGGAAUACUGGAUAGAUCUAUGCUUGUCAAUUUGUCGAAAUAACAGGAAUCAUUCAUACAGGAUUUGCUCAAAUGAG
Messenger RNA from Spinacia oleracea (spinach), 3664 nucleotides. RefSeq names its product pentatricopeptide repeat-containing protein At2g22410, mitochondrial. The coding region runs from base 535 to 2559 and encodes 674 amino acids. NCBI's taxonomy places the organism in Eukaryota, Viridiplantae, Streptophyta, Magnoliopsida, Caryophyllales, Amaranthaceae. The transcript is spliced from 6 exons. The record is from RefSeq and is a predicted model, not a curated record. Gene Ontology annotation, molecular function: ubiquitin conjugating enzyme binding; RNA binding; ubiquitin-protein transferase activity. Gene Ontology annotation, biological process: RNA modification; floral organ development; negative regulation of organ growth.